Molecule: messenger RNA, 4090 nt
Organism: Lobosporangium transversale
Lineage: Eukaryota; Fungi; Mortierellomycota; Mortierellomycetes; Mortierellales; Mortierellaceae
Product: mediator complex subunit MED14-domain-containing protein
Exons: 14
Coding region: 367-3993 (1208 amino acids)
Biological process (GO): regulation of transcription by RNA polymerase II
Cellular component (GO): mediator complex; core mediator complex
Molecular function (GO): transcription coregulator activity
Source: RefSeq, a predicted model, not a curated record
CUUUUUUUUUUUUCUGUGUCGCCCUCCUCAUUAUCUUCUUUUUGUUAUCACAUUUCAGUUAAAAAGCAGAUUGACAGUAGCCCAUCUAUCAGCCCAAUCCUUCUGAAUAGAGUGGUUAAAUUCACCGUAUUCAUCUUUCCUCUCCUACUUCAACGCGUGUGCAUUACGUUAAUUCAACAAAUAACGAAGAGAAGGCUUAUUUAAGAAGAGCACCGGAGGGAGCAGUGGUCCUGUCAUCUAAAGGAACUGAAAUAGAGAAAAGAGAAAAAAAAAAGAAAAAAGAAAAAAGAAAAGAAAAAAAGAGAGAGGAAGAGAAAGAGAGAAGUGUGCAUCACUCUUUGCCGACCGACGAUAAGUUAAUGGCGCAUGGCUGGAACGCACUCUGUCCACACCGUCGCUAAUGGGAUGCCUACCGAUACUUCUCUGACUGAAGCAAAGAUGGAACCUAAUGGUAUUGUCAAGGGUGCCUCACAAACCAACGUUGCAUCCACAUCAUCCGCAUCGUCAUCCUUGGUUAUAGCUACGCCCGUCUUACCACGAAACCUGGCUGGUAUGGUCCCACUCGGCGCCAUCAUUCAUCGCAUGACCAAUGAGGCGUUUUCGGAUCUGUCCAAUCUUUCAGACAUUUUACCAUCAAUGACUGAUGCGCAAAAGAAACUGCAUAUCUUGGAAUAUACGCUUUCGAAACGUGAACAGUUCAUCAAAUUGCUAGUUUUAACAAAGUGGGCGAAAAGCGCACACAAAUUUCAACAAUGUCAGGAUAUUGUUGGAUUUUUGCGCCAUGAAAACGAACUUUUUACACGCGCGGUCGGAGGGCUAUUUGAAACUUACAGAAUGUUCGGCAGAGCUCGUGUGCGUAACUUUGAUAUACCUACAGCUAUUGAUGUUUUGACUACAGGAACGUACCAACGCUUACCCUCGAGGAUUAAGCAGGUAUAUGUUGCUGAUGAGCCACCAAGCAGGACUGAAAUGGCGGCUACACUAGAAAGACUGGAUGAUGUGAUACGAAUGAGGCUACUUUGCGACGAACUUGUACCACCAGCCAUGAAAUAUACAAUCGGCAAAGGAAAAGUCAAAUUUGUGGUGGCGAAUGAAUUUCAGGUAACGCUGACUGUUUCUGGACCAGGAUCGCCGAUGGAUGUUCCCUGGCGUAUUGUAGGGCUCGAGAUUUUGGUGAAGCCUAUUGGAGGAUCAUUUCAAGGGCUUGAUACCUCGCUAAGUGAGCUACAAAUGCGAGCGAUUAUUCAUGCAGCCCAAAAGGCGAUGGAUUCCUCUAGCCCUGCUAAUGCAACACAGUAUACAGUCGUACCAGCGGGACCAGAAUCCGGAGCGCCUGCAAAUCAAGCACUGUUGCGUCUUUAUGAUUACUUGCACAUGGUGUCCCUACAUUUGUUAAUUGAGUUGGUUUAUAUUCAGGCCCAGUAUGUACGAUCUGGAUGGAAUAAUAGGUUGCUCGUGGAUAUUAACAAGCCUCAGCGAAGCUAUGUGCGCUUGACCUACUGGGGUAGCGGUAUGACUACUGCAACACAAACACAAACCUCUGCCCCAGCACCUAAAAGACGAGCGUCUGCAUCGCCAUCAACGUUAUCAGGAGCUCAGAUUCAAGGUCUUGUCUCCCAACAGGAGCACUUUCUAGAAAUCAGGAUUGAAGAACGGGAAGGGCCAAAGUCAGAAAUACCUGAGGGCCUUGCGGGGGCCCUUGUAGAUUCCAAGAGCUUAGGCUACCCAAAAGCAUACAUCAAGGUUAUUUGGAGUCAAGUUGUCAAAGGGGUUAUAUCAGAACAAGAAGUUGGCCCCAUUUUGGAAUUGGAUCCUUCAAAUAUUCAUGUAGAGAGAUUGCUUCUGAAGACUGUAAACACGCAUACUGGGCAGGUCAUGCAGGAAUUCUAUGAUCGUCUUUCUAGGCAUAUUGACGCCACAAAAACUCACCCAGAACAAGAGGAUGACACUUUCUUUUGCAAGAAUGAUAUCAAGCUAGACAUGCUAGAUUCUGCAGAACAUUCAAUCCUAAAUGGAGUGGCCAACCUGACUGGUCCUAAAGCACUACUAGUGCGAUUGAAAGGGGACCGAUGGAUUAGGAUACGGAUUGAUAUUAGGACAGGACAGGUAGUGGUUCGGGAAGUAGGGAAGACUGGCGAAGGAAUCGAUCCCGUUAUUGCCGCUUUUCAAAAUAGGCUCAACGAAAAUGCCAACAAUAUCGUGGAUGCAUUGAUUUCAUUGCGAUUUUCGAUGGCAAUGGUGGAACUUGAGUCAUUAGCUGUUCUCUUAGGACUUCAACCCUAUAGGCGAAUUGCGCUAGGAACGCCGGAUGUUUCGAAAUUUGGAAGCAAUAUUCAACAAAUAUUAUUUUUGCAGUAUCCUCAGCACCCACGCUAUUAUCUUGUUAUAGGAGUUAUCGACAGGAAGUUUUGCGUUUGGCUGAUUGAGGUAGUACCAACAACGGGAAUCUUGCUUACUUUAAAGUCGAAGGCGCCUGUAUACUGGCAGGAGCUAAAGCGACAAAGAAAGAUUGUCAAAGGUGAUGUUGAGCCGAAGUCAGCUAUAAUGAAGCGGAAAUCAGUUCAGUUUGACGUUGGGGACGAAACUCCACAGGAGCCAUCUACCAGUGAUGGAUUGACGAUUGACCAGGAUCUUUUGUCGAAGCUUGAGGCGCUGUGCCGUGCUAAAAUUUGUCAUACUGAGGUGAAAUCGCAAUUGGAGCAACAUGGCAUCCAAUAUAGACUUUUGUCUUCAAAUACAAAGGGUGCUGAAGAUGCUUCUCCUGCAAGGCGACCGACAAAUACCAUACCACUAAUUCGUUUGGAACCAAGUUCGAUCUCUCCAGGCUUUACGGAGGGAUUAUUUUUGUAUGUGGGCGCGAAGCUAACAGGCUGGUGGGAUAAUCAGAGAGAAACAUGUAACUUUAUUGUACAAGCAAAGUUCGCUCCUGAUUCUAUCCCCUCCAACAUGGACAAUGGGUCGUUAGAUUCAUCGGUCUGCUACCAUGCAAAAACCGGAAUCCUGAGUUUCACAUAUAAAAUCAGAGGAGACUUUAUUCAACAAUUUAAGGGAGACUGGGAAAAGAUUGUUCGAAUGCUCAGGAUCAUUCGUCAACUUCAUGCACCAACCAUCACCUCAUCAUAUAUCAACUUGCAGGUCUGCCAUUUACACUACGUCAAAUUGUCAUAUUUCGGGCGCUAUACAGCCACUAUCAGAUGGGCGCCUCCUUCAAUAGCAGAGAGACGAUCAAAUUCGGGUGUCUUGCUUCCUAAUGCGCCUCGAUUCCGACAAGGACUAUAUGAGAUUGAUCUUGCGGAAAUUGAAGAGGGUGUCGACUAUUUCAUCAACCCACAUCGUAGGAUGAAAUACUUUUUGCAGGACAUGUUCAAUCGGGAAGCUGAUCUGCAUAGCCUUAUGAACACAAUAGUACAGACUUGCUCCAUCUUGGAGGUAGUCGAUAGAUUAGAAAAUUCGGUCAAAGAGGACAGCAUGGGCCUCAAGCUCCUUUCAAUCAUACCUCGCUCAGCUCAUCAUAUCCGGCUUGUCUAUGGAUCAAAAUACGCCUUGGACAUUCGAGCUUACAGUCGCACACAUCUAUCCAUGUUUGAUGCAUCAUUUCCCUCUGAAUCAUUUGGGUCCAAUCUGCCGCCACCACCACAGCCUGCCACUGCACCAUCUUUGAUGACGCCUGGACGCAUUGUCCCACCAACAUCAAAGGGCCAUCUACACUAUGGCGCGAUACCCAAACUACAAGCUCUCAUUGGCAGUAUCGAUGUUGACAAGGAGGAUGAGGAGUUUAAUGAUCUCCAACCUACAAUUGCCUCAUUGGUCAUUAAUUCAUCAGUAACAUCUUCACAAGGCCGCAAAUUAUCUUCACAUGGCACCACACUUGGGGGACUGCAAGAAGAAGACUCAUACGAAAUCAUGCCGCUCCCUAACGGACUUAUCUGCUCGAGAAAAGCAAGUGGCCGUGCUCUCUACCGUAUUGCGAAGCAUAUGGAAAGCCAGCUGUAAUUAAUCGUCCUCUGCCUCCAUUUAAUAGGCAUACAUCAAAGAGAAAUAUGCAUUUAGUCGAAUUUAGUCGAAGCAAUCAUGCAUAGAUGGUUUCCAC